UCCUGGGUGGAUGUGAUGGCCGCGAGCUGUAUGGAUGAUGAGAGAGUGAGUGGGGAGGUCAGGGAGCAGGAAGACGACGACGACAAAGUGCCUCAACUCAGCGCUGCGGCGAUGGAGGCGCUCCGGGAGUUCCUGGCGGGACAGCAUCGUCCGAAGGAGCAGAAUGAAGCUGGAGGAGGGGAAGACGAGGUAGAGCUGGUCCCGGAGGACUGGCGGUUGAGCCAGUUCUGGUACGAUGAGCGUACCGCGCGGGAGCUCGUGGAGGAGGUCGUCCGCCUUGUCUCCCCUUCUGGAUCAGGCUCCGUCGCCGGUGUCAUGGCCUGCAUCGCAUGCCUGACGCUCUAUGCCUACCUGAAGAAGACGGACCCCGGAGUGCCCGCGCAGCUGUUGGAGUACGACGAGCGGUUCGGGCAGUACGGCUGCGACUUCACCUUCUACGACGACAACCGACCGGAGGAGCUGCCGGCGGCGAUGAAGCACGCCUACCGAGUCAUCGUUGCCGACCCUCCCUAUCUGAGUAAGGAGUGCUUGGAAAAGGUUGCCAAAACAGUAUCUUUCCUCGCACGACCUGAAGGUUCAUUCCUGCUACUACUCAUAGGGGAAGUUCAGAUGGACCGGGCAUUGGAGCUGCUGAAUGUUCGUCCCUGCGGUUUCAGGCCUCGCCACUCGAACAAACUGGGCAACGAGUUCCGGCUGUUCACGAAUUAAGAUCCUGCUGACAGACUUGGUGGUUGGGAGCAAAAUCACUCAGUUGAAUUGAUUGAUUUGUAUUUGGCCAUUUGGGUGUGCAACUGGGCCUCGGCUUCUCCAGAUGUGAUAGGUCAACGACAGAGGCACCCUCUUGCUCCCAUCGGCGGCGGCGGCGAUGGCACCUCCUUCCAUCUGCAACAACCCAUGGAGGCCGACGACGGUGCAUUUGGGGUUUGGAACGACGGUCGCGUGGAUGCCCCUACCCCUCACGUUUGUGCGGUCCACCCUGGCUCCCUCCCUGGAUGCAGCUGGCGCUCGCUGCGGGUGCUGGUGGACAAGCGAUCGCUCGAGAUGGCGGUGGAGGUGGAUGCGAGGUGGGAGCCCAUGGGGGCGCUGGAGUACUACGACUACUGGCGGGCCAUGUACAGCGCCCGCAGCAACAGAGGGAGCAGGUGCAGAGGGUUGAGGCAAAACAACGUUCUGUACCAAUAUAUGCCAAUUACGAGGAAGGCUUCUCUUCACCGCUUCCUUGAGAAGAGAAAGGACCGUCUCAAUGCAAAUGGACCAUACCAAACUUCUCCUUCAGACGCUGCACCAGUCAAGAAGGAGCCCGAGAGCCAGGUGAAUAUUCAAAAAGAUAAUGGGGUGCAGAUGAAGAUUGAUAAUGGGGUGCGGAUGAAGAUUAUUGCAAGCAAUGGUCAUGAACGUAUUGUGACCAACCAACCAUGA
Zea mays is the source of this 1419-nucleotide messenger RNA. RefSeq lists its product as uncharacterized. The record is from RefSeq and is a predicted model, not a curated record. Gene Ontology annotation, biological process: methylation. The transcript has 9 exons. Gene Ontology annotation, molecular function: protein-lysine N-methyltransferase activity; nucleic acid binding. Lineage: Eukaryota; Viridiplantae; Streptophyta; Magnoliopsida; Poales; Poaceae.